UGCAGAGGGCCCUGACCGAGCGCCAUCUUUCGCCGCCCGCUUUCGGACCGAAGACGCCAUGUUUGCACAACUGAGCGGCUUCUUUUCACCGAUCGAGAACGAGCGUAAGCAACUGGCGCAGCCGUUGCUAGUGAGGGCACAUGUUCCUAGAAACAUCAACAUUCGGACUCACCGCCUUACUGCUACGUCAUAUGCCGAAUAUUCUGCCGGGGUCCCUUUGACUUGGCGUUUUGGGCCCAGGCACAAUCAUGUGAUUUCUGAUUCUUCAAACGACAUUGGUGGAGGCAACUUCACCUUCUUCAAGCAAAUGGCAAUGGGAGAAAGGAUAGCAGAGCUUCCUCCGGACUUGCAAUAUAUCCAGUAUGAGCACAGUCUAGAGAAACAGUACCUGCCGGCCAUUCGGAGCUUGAUAUCCAAGGAUCUCAGCGAACCGUAUAGCAUCUAUGUCUACCGUUACUUCCUCUAUCACUGGGGCGACCUGUGCUUCAUGGCAAUUGAUCCCAAGACCUCCGCGCUCAUAGGCGUCGUCGUCAACAAACUUGAGAUCCACCAAUCCCACUCCCCACCCACCCUCCGCGGCUACAUCGCCAUGCUCGCCGUAUCCUCGUCAUAUCGUGGCCACGGGAUCGCCACAACGCUCGUUCAGAAAGCCAUCGAUGCAAUGAUUGCACGUGAUGCGGAUGAGGUUAUCCUUGAGACGGAGGUCUCGAACACGGCGGCCAUGAAGUUGUAUGAGCGCCUCGGGUUCCUACGGAGCAAGAAGCUGCAUAGGUACUAUUUGAGCGGGAGCACGGCGUAUAGACUGGUGUUGCAGUUGAAGUCACAGUUGGGUUGAGGUUUGGUGGCGUCGAGAUGGGGGUUUAACGAAAUGCGUUAUGACACAAGCGAAGACUAUCACGGUUUUUCGGAUUUGAUCAAUGAAUAUACCACAUUCAACUGUCUCCUCUUGUGUGUUAUAUCUUAUACAGAUGUUUUUGGGGGGCUCUCAAGUUUCUAACGGGCAAUCAAAGUCCCAAUCUCGAAGAGUGGCCGAAGGGUGGUUCAACUGAAUGAUACGCAGAUUGGCAUUUGUAUGAUGGUAGUGGCACCACAGACACUACAAAGGCAAAACAGGAAGACAGUCAAAUUAAGAAUACUCG
This is a messenger RNA of Pseudogymnoascus verrucosus, 1139 nucleotides long. It is a transcript of the gene MAK3, whose product is annotated as N-alpha-acetyltransferase mak3. Bases 59 to 835 code for a protein of 258 amino acids. Gene Ontology annotation, cellular component: NatC complex. NCBI's taxonomy places the organism in Eukaryota, Fungi, Ascomycota, Leotiomycetes, Thelebolales, Thelebolaceae. The transcript is spliced from 2 exons. Gene Ontology annotation, biological process: N-terminal peptidyl-methionine acetylation. Gene Ontology annotation, molecular function: protein-N-terminal amino-acid acetyltransferase activity. The record is from RefSeq and is a predicted model, not a curated record.